CUGAUGAGACAGGAGAGUACUACAUGCUUCAGGAGCAAGUCAGUGAAUACUUGGGUGUGACCUCCUUCAAGCGGAAGUACCCAGAGCUGAGGACCGAACCCAGGGCCUUGCGCUUGUUAGGCAAGCGCUCUACCACUGAGCUAAAUCCCCAACCCCUGUUUUAUGUACUUUUAAAGCACCUAUCACUGCUGAAUUUAAUGUGCUCAGCAUCUCAUUCUACAAUUUGUAUAUUCUUAUGUGUCUCCAUUUAAUUCAAAGGCAGAAUAGGAAAGAGCGACGAGAUUUGUCUCAUAAGGAGAAACUCUACCUGCGAGAGUUAAACGUCAUCACAGAAACUCAGUGCACACUAGGCUUAACAGCAUUGCGCAGUGAUGAAGUGAUUGAUUUAAUGAUAAAAGAAUAUCCAGCUAAGCAUGCUGAAUAUUCUGUCAUUCUACAAGAGAAAGAGCGUCAGCGAAUUACAGAUCAUUAUAAGGAGUAUUCUCAAAUGCAACAGCAGAAUACUCAGAAAGUUGAAGCCAGCAAAGUACCCGAGUAUAUUAAGAAAGCAGCCAAAAAAGCAGCCGAAUUUAACAGCAACUUAAAUCGGGAACGCAUGGAGGACAGAAGAGCUUAUUUUGACUUACAGACACAUGUUAUCCAGGUACCUCAAGGAAAGUAUAAAGUGUUGCCAACUGAUCGAACGAAGGUCAGCUCUUACCCAGUGGCGCUCAUCCCCGGACAGUUCCAGGAGUAUUAUAAGAGGUACUCGCCAGAUGAGCUUCGGUACCUGCCAUUAAACACAGCCCUGUACGAGCCUCCUCUGGAUCCAGAGCUCCCGGCACUAGACAGUGACGGUGAUUCAGAUGAUGGUGAAGAUGGUCGAGGGGACGAGAAGCGGAAAAAUAAAGGCACUUCGGAUAGCUCCUCAGGUAAUGUCUCUGAAGGAGACAGCCCCCCUGACAGCCAGGAGGACCCCUUCCAGGGAAGACAGAAAUCAAAAGACAGAGUGACCACGCCAAGAAAAGACGGCUGCAAACGUUCUGUACUGUCCAAAUCAGUACCUGGGUACAAGCCAAAGGUCAUUCCAAAUGCUCUAUGUGGAAUUUGUCUGAAGGGUAAGGAGUCCAACAAGAAAGGAAAGGCUGAAUCACUUAUACACUGCUCCCAGUGUGAUAACAGUGGCCACCCUUCUUGCUUGGAUAUGACCAUGGAGCUUGUUUCUAUGAUUAAAACCUACCCAUGGCAGUGUAUGGAGUGUAAAACAUGCAUUGUAUGUGGACAGCCCCACCAUGAAGAAGAAAUGAUGUUCUGUGAUGUGUGUGACAGAGGUUAUCAUACUUUUUGUGUGGGCCUUGGUGCUAUUCCAUCAGGUCGCUGGAUUUGUGACUGUUGUCAGCGAGCUCCCCCCACACCCAGGAAAGUGGGCAGAAGGGGGAAAAACAGCAAAGAGGGAUAAGAUAGUUUUUGACCCUAAUGUUUGGGAUAUUUGGUGCCAAUUUAUUUACAUUUUCAUUUUUAUGCCAAUAAAAACCUUUUUUUUGGAAUUAAGUAUGACCUUAAACAUCUGCAAGUUGAUUUAUUUCAUUAUCAGCAACUCCUACCCUGAAAUUAAGUCCAGAGAAAUGGCUCAUUUCCCCAGUUUUUGUUUUCUUUUUUAAAAAAAUUAUCUUAGUGUUGUCUUUUUCCAAGGAUUCAGCAGAAAUAUGUAGCAACUUAAGUAUUUCUUCCUUUUUGAGCCUGACCAGCUACUGCUAGUGCCAGGCUACCCCCACCUGUGGUAGUAGUUCCUGGCCUACUUUAUUUAUCAGUUACUUCUUAACCAGAGUUCUGAUUAGCCCCCAGGGCAAAUGGUGUAAGGUCUGGUACAGCUGGAUUUGGAAUCGUCAGCUGGCACAGCAACAGUUUGCAAAUACCUGCCUGUCAGGAAGGCCGAGGCUUGGGAAAAGUUAGGGUGCUAUGGCAUCUCCUCCUUGGUUUUGGUGCCUCUUUAAAACUUGACAGCUGAACUUCAUUUACAAUGUCUACAGCAUUUCUAAAGUUCUCAGCCUUUUAAUCUGAUCUGGAA
Messenger RNA from Nannospalax galili (Upper Galilee mountains blind mole rat), 2047 nucleotides. It is a transcript of the gene Phf10, whose product is annotated as PHD finger protein 10. The coding region runs from base 236 to 1438 and encodes 400 amino acids. The record is from RefSeq and is a predicted model, not a curated record. The transcript has 11 exons. Lineage: Eukaryota; Metazoa; Chordata; Mammalia; Rodentia; Spalacidae. Gene Ontology annotation, cellular component: npBAF complex.